ACCAAAAAUAUUAAAAAUGACAUUGAACCUGAGUUUAGUUUUUGUGCUAUUAGCAGUUUUAAGUGGUGCUGUUAUCUGUCAACAACAUGGAAAUUUUGGGCCACAACAGAGACCUAAUGGAGGUAAUAGUCAAGGCGGUGGUGGUGGUCCGAGUGGAGGUUACGGUCAAGGUGGUGGUCCCAGUGGAGGCAUGGGACCUCCUUCUUCCGGAAUGAAUUCUGGCCCUAAUUCCGGCUUUGUCCAAAAACCACCUAGUUAUGGUCAAAAUAGCAAUCCCGUCGGAGGCAUGGGACCUUCUCAACCUGCAAUGAAUGCUGGUUCCCGUCCUGGCUCUGGACCUGGUAGUAGUCAAUGUUUUGGUCCAGGUGGUCGUCCCGGCUAUCGCCCAGCAAACGGUCGUCCCUGUUUCGGUGCCGGUGGUCGUCCCGAUUAUAAACCUCAACCUACUAAGCCCUCAAUGAUAACAACAUCUUCUGGCUCAGUUAUUGAAUCAUCUACAAAACCCAGUUCAGUAGUAGAAACAACAACAUUAGCUUCAAUAGAAAGUACAACAAUAAUCGCUUCUUCAACUUCUGCUCCAGUAAUUGAAUCAUCUACCAGUCCAGUAUUGGAAACUACAACAACAUUAGCUCCAGUGGUUGAAUCAUCAACAAGUCUCAGUUCAUCAGUGGAAAUUACAACAACAACAGUAGCACCAGUGAUUGAAUCAUCGACAAGUCCCAGCUCAUCAGUGGGAACUACUUCAGAGUCUUCAGUCCCUGUUGAAACUACGGCAUUUCCUGUUGAAGAAUAUGACUAUAAUGAAUACGAAUAUUAAAAGUUUGUGAUUAUGUUGAUGAUUAAAAAUAUAACAAAA
Molecule: messenger RNA, 856 nt
Organism: Episyrphus balteatus (marmalade hoverfly)
Lineage: Eukaryota; Metazoa; Arthropoda; Insecta; Diptera; Syrphidae
Product: translation initiation factor IF-2-like
Exons: 1
Coding region: 17-817 (266 amino acids)
Source: RefSeq, a predicted model, not a curated record